This is a messenger RNA of Clonostachys rhizophaga, 2073 nucleotides long. The record is from the annotation of a GenBank genome assembly. NCBI's taxonomy places the organism in Eukaryota, Fungi, Ascomycota, Sordariomycetes, Hypocreales, Bionectriaceae.
AUGGAGACUAAGGUCUCAGGACCAGGCAGAAUUGACGAAGCUCUCCUUCCUGGCACGAUGCUCAAAUCGAAUCAAAAUCAAAAACCACGGGUUAAGAGUCUACCCACUGCAAACUCGGUGGUAAUAGAUCUCACCGGAGGCCCCGACAGCGACAACGACAACAACAACAACAACAACAACAACAACAACAACGACGACGACGACGACGACGACAACGACAACGGCAGUGGCAGCAGCAGCGGCCCAGCAGCGUCUUCCCCCACUACGUCUCCCCCCACUACCAAAAGCACCAACAAGGAGCCAUGUGGGACUCCGACCGAGAAAAACUCGAAGGGAAAGCCAAUUGGUCAAGGCACUUCUCAUGAUAAUAAUAAUCAUAAUAAUAGGAGGAAAAGCGCGGGUCCUCCCCGGCCCACGGGUGUUAAGAAGAAGCCACGGAAGAGUGCAAAAUCCAAGAGCCUAGGCAGUGCUGUUGAAGCCCAUGCCGCUCAACAGGCCAGCCCACCACGUGCUAACGCACGAACAGAGGUUGUUAACUUGUCCAUGCAACCGGAAGAACUCAAAGAGUUCCCUCGUGUACUUGCUAGAGUGGCCGGGACAGAUGCUCGUGCCCAGGGAGUGUUCAAAAUCACCCUCCCGCUCGAGAGUAGAAGACUUGGAUAUGUCACAACUUGGCGCCCAAAGUCAUAUCUCGAGUAUUCGUCCCAGGGGCUUGGCAACGGAUUGUCCCGUGUUGAGCUCAGAUACACGAAGAACACAACCCAUAUAGGUGGCUUCAAUGGGCGCUCUGAGGAUCCCCCAUCUUUAUUGGAAUUGGUCAAGAAGCAGGAGGAUCGGCUCGCAUCCGACCGGCUUUCAGGGCUUCAAUAUCGAGUCGGAGUCCCUCUCAGGUCCGACAAUGAACGCCGGGGGAUGGGUCUCCCUCCAAAAAGCCCCAUUCACCCUUUGGACGGUAGCCGACUUGCUCAAACGCCACGCUGCAUCGAUGGUAUACAUAACCCACGAUGCUAUGAAACAGAUACGGCCCAAGGGACACCAUUCGUGAUGAGCUUGGAGGAAUGCAACCUACACCUGGUUCAUUACCUCUAUGAGGGGAGGAGAGUGUGGAUCUGCAUCUCCCCAGGCGCCAGGGAACAGUUUGAGGCAAGAUUGCGCCAGGAGAUUGCGAGAGUGCGUGGCGAAGACGCUGAGACCUUGCGUUGCGGCCAGUUCGCUCGGCAUGCACGACUCUACUUCAACAGAUCCCUGCUUGAGGAUUGGGGAAUAGAAUACACAAUUGUCGACCAGAAAGCCGGUGAGGUGGUGGUUCUCCUCCCCGGAACAUACCACCAGGGCUUCACCCCGGGGUACACCAGGGCCGAGGCAAUCAACUACGCGGACGAGAAGUGGGCACCUUCCAAGCUCCCGUGGUGCGAUAGCAGCUGCCCUGAGUACCCCAUCGACCCUCACGACAUGUAUUUUGACGUUGUCGAUGCUAGAGCUCCAGAGGCGUCCAUCGACAGGGGAGGAGGUACGGGUAGGGCAGAUGAGCAUCAGCUCAGAAGCGAGAAGGGGCAGGAUCCUGCCAUAGCAACGAAUCUUGGCAGAUCGCUUACCCCGUACGGCAGAGAGCUUGUCCAGGCCUUCAACAACAAUAAUUUGGACCUUGACAGCGUAGGAAAGGCGCGGGUUUUGCAGUUGAUCUUGCAAUGCGAGUGGCCUUACUCGGAUGAUAUCAAACGGGGAAGCGAUGACGCAGCUAGGAAAGCGCGGCUAUUCGCCUCUGUCGCACGUGUCAAAAUGGUCCGCCGGAGUAUGGGUGAAUUAAAAUCACGCGUAGGCUCAGCCUUGGGGCGGACGGGCGCCUAUCAGCGGGCGCUGCAAGAGGUUGCGGAAACCCAUAACUGCUCAGCCGAUGACUUUGAGAAGCUGAUAAAUCAAGGCGUGAUGCUCGAAAAGAUGGUAAAUGCGCUUGGCAUGCACAUUCUCUUGACGCUCCCGAUCAGAGAGGUAAAGGCGAUCAACUUCGCGCUCUUUCCCGGCGAUGACUUGCAGCAACCCUUAUUAAGGAAACCCAUCCAAGCAUCAAGGUAG